AUGCCAAAGGUUUGGUGGGAAGAAUGCUGCAGGAACGCCAACGGCUAUUUUGGCCUGGAGGAAUUGACAGAAUCCUCAGACGCAACUGGGGAGGAGCUAUCUGGCUUGAAUUCAUGGGCUCGUUUUCAAGUCAAGGCGGUGUGGCAAGACGACCAGAGAGACGAAAAGGAAAAGGUCAGAGAAAUCUUGUACGAUUGGGACAAAUUAAAUGUGUUUGCAAGGUGGUACCAAGCUACUCACCACAUGGCGUUGGUCAUAUUUGAUCCACGCAGUGACGAGCUCAAGAACAGUUUCACGUCAGCCGUCCUGGACCCUCGACCGACGCCAGGGGAGCUCAAAGACCCAUUCUGGAUCUACCCACGAUUGAUCCAGAAGAUGGUCGAUCUAGAGGAGACCUCUGUCUGGGCAACACGCAGGCUCAUUCGAGACGUGGAGAAGACGAGGGUCAGGCAGGAGAAGAACAAGCAGUCUCUGGAUCCGGGGUACUCGUGGCUGCAUGAAAUCGCGCGACAUGUAAUACACGUUUCAGAAACGCUCAGAGUCGGCGCCGUAUCCGUGGAGAGCAUCCAGAAGCACCAUGAGGAGUUCCUUGAACUACAUGGCAAAUCGCACAGUGGAAUUAGUUCCAUGGCUUCACGCAAUAUUCGCAACCGUCUGGCAUUCUGCCAUCACAUGUUGAGGAGCAGCGCGCACCGAGCGGAGGCGAACAGCGCUCGACUGCAGAGCGAAGUGACGCUGGCGUUUAACAAGGUAUCGCAGGAAGAUUCCAACGUGUCUGUUCAAAUCGCCCACUACACUAGGAACGAUAGUGCGGCCAUGCGUACCAUUGCGGCGGUGACGAUGCUGUUCCUGCCGGCGACAUUCAUCUCAGCCAUCUUCAGUACGACAUUCUUCAAUUCUGACGGUGGUGUCUGGAAAGUCUCGGACAAGUUUUGGAUAUUCUGGGUCGCGGCGGGCUCCGUCACCGCCCUCUCGUUUACCGUCUGGGCAAUGGCUGAGCCUUACUUUCGGCCGAAGCCAAUUGACCCUACUGAGCGUCUCUUUCGGACAUUGCCGCUGGAACAAGAGGCCGAAGUAGAUGAGAAGGGGGUUGUUUAG
Messenger RNA from Metarhizium acridum CQMa 102, 1098 nucleotides. RefSeq lists its product as uncharacterized. Lineage: Eukaryota; Fungi; Ascomycota; Sordariomycetes; Hypocreales; Clavicipitaceae. The record is from RefSeq and is a predicted model, not a curated record.